This is a messenger RNA of Vicia villosa (hairy vetch), 1192 nucleotides long. RefSeq lists its product as uncharacterized. Lineage: Eukaryota; Viridiplantae; Streptophyta; Magnoliopsida; Fabales; Fabaceae. Gene Ontology annotation, molecular function: oxidoreductase activity; antioxidant activity. The transcript has 9 exons. Bases 103 to 837 code for a protein of 244 amino acids. The record is from RefSeq and is a predicted model, not a curated record.
UUUUUUUUUUUGGGCGUGGGAUAUAUGGGUGGGGUGACCGGCGAAGAAGAUGAUGCUGGAAAAUUGAGGCUGAGGUGAAUAUUGGAGUGAGUAAAACCCAUUAUGGCACUGAGAAUCACUUCCUUUUCGUCACCGUUUGUUCAGUUAGGUUCUAAUGCUUCUGGAUUCUCACUCUCUCAAUCAUGCUCUAUUUCCAAACAUCCUCUGCCCUUCAAACUCAAUACCAGAAGAAAAUACUCACACCCCACAAGCUUCGUCGUUAGAGCUGCCAGGACUGAGUCUAAAGGUGUCACCUUGGGUUUCAGAGCCCCUCAAUUUCAGCUUCCAGAGCCUCUUACUGGGAAGGUUUGGACAUUGGAAGAUUUUGAGGCUCAUCCAGCUCUAUUGGUUAUGUUUAUUUGCAACCACUGUCCAUUUGUUAAGUACCUGAAAAAAGAUAUUGUAAAGCUUACUAAAUUCUAUAUGAAGAAAGGACUCGCUGUCGUUGCUAUAUCUUCAAAUUCUGUAGCUACACACCCCCAGGAUGGACCAGAAUUUAUGGCAGAAGAUGCUAAAUUGUUUGGUUAUCCUUUCCCAUACCUAUACGAUGAGUCACAGGAAGUUGCACGAGAUUUCGGAGCAGUUUGCACACCAGAAUUUUACGUUUUCAAAAAGGAUGGUCGAAGGCCGUUUGAGCUGGUUUAUCAUGGUCAGUUUGAUGAUUCAAGACCAAGUAAUAAUAACAUACCAGUAACUGGAAGAGACUUGAGCUUGGCGAUAGAUCGUGUUCUGAGUGGCCAGCCAGUACCAUCAGCGCAAAAACCUAGUGUUGGAUGCAGCAUAAAGUGGCACCCAUGAAAGAAGUUUUGAUCUGUACAUUGUAGCUACCUUGUUCGAGAUAUCAAUCAGUGAGUUCAAGUUUUCCUUUUGGUUCUAUAUUUAUGUAAUACAUACACCUGUUUAUUCUUUUCUUUCGGUUCAGUGAUCUCGGUUACGUUGAAUUCCGAAAGUGUCAUUUGAAAGGAAAUGGUGUAAUAUGUAAUUCUUAUAUUUACUGAAUAUGUCAUGUCAUUUAAGUUGUAUAGGUUGAUGAUUUAGGAAUAUAUGUAAUGUGAAAGCAUUUAGUCCGAAGAGGUUCUGGUUUUCCUGUUCUCUGUUUCUUGUAUGUUGUAAGUCGUUAUAUUAAGAAAUUAUUCUAAAAUUCUUUUGAAAA